Molecule: messenger RNA, 1719 nt
Organism: Naegleria fowleri
Lineage: Eukaryota; Heterolobosea; Eutetramitea; Acrasida; Naegleriidae
Exons: 1
Coding region: 1-1719 (572 amino acids)
Source: RefSeq, a predicted model, not a curated record
AUGAGCCAACAUCUCUCUGGAAGCUCGAGUGACAGCAUUGAACUUCUUUCCACCCAAGGUUCCAAUGCGUUGAAUAACGUUUUGAUCAAGAAUACAAAGUUAGUUACCAAGGUGUUUGACAAAGAGGUGAAGACAUAUGUUGUAUGCAUUGAAGGAAGCUCAUUCCAUACGACCAACAUUGAGAUUCCGAAAUUAAAUACAACAACCUUGCAAAUUAUGCAUCGGUACUUGGUGAUACAAUGCAUGAUCGGAACGAUAUUUCAAGUUGAAUUUCAUAUUAGAGAUAAAAAACAGAUUAAAAAGAGAAUAAUUAUUUCCAGCAGUUUCAAAACAAUAACCAAAACUCAGCUACAUUCACAAAUUCCUCUUCCAGAAAAUAUUAUCGCUGGACAAUGGAUGAAUUUAUGUUUUGAUUUAUUUGAACUAGUUGAGAUUUCGUUCAAUGACAAAGAAGAAUAUUAUUGUCUUGAUAGGAUAUGCAUCGGACCAAGUUGCACAAUCCGAAAAGUAUUCACUUUGAAACAUAACCCGGAGACAGAAGUUUUAAUACCAAAAAAGCUAGCUUUUUCUCAUACGGGAGAUAAUAAUGUUUGUAUUGUGGACUCGUCAUCCUUCCUUUCUGAAGAAGAAAUUUCAGCAUUGAAGAAAAAGCCUCCAGUCAUCACUGAGAAACCUGCAUCAGCUAAGGAUAAAAAACCACAGAUAGCAUUUGGUAGAAGGAUUUUUAGACCCACCACAGGAUUGCCAGAACACUCCAUUUUGCAGGAAAAUUCUGUUCUUCUUGAGCCAAAACCUCAUACUGCAGGCCCAAGAAUAGGUCAAAAUAUUCACAAACCAUCCACAUCAGCAACAAACAAAACUGGACCUAUCAUUAGGCCAAGAAAACCACAGCCUCCCCAACCUGAAAAACAAAAGAGUAAGAAUAUUUUGCUCAUCUCACAUAACAAAAACAACGAAACAACAAUUUCUCGAUAUAGCGAAGGGGAUGAAGAGGAGAUUGAGGAGCACUCAACUGAAUCGCAUAAUUCAAUUGAAGAAUUACGAAUAUUAAAGAAACCUCCUAAAGAAGAAUACAAUCCAAACCACUACCAGACUGAAGAAGACAACCUCGAUUUGUUGGUGAUUUCUGAACAAGAAAUUGAAAAAUUGAAUAAUGACCCCUUAAUUGAGUUUACAAAUUCAAGGAAGAAAAUAGCUUUAAUGGGAAACAGUAUUUCAGACAUGGAUAAAAGUCUAACCUCUGCAAGAAGUUCCAAGUCAUCUUUAAGUACCGAUUCCUUAUGUGUACCACAAAGACGAGAAGCAUUAACUGAAGCUCUGCAAGAGGUGGAAGUUAAUUUUGGUGAUCCCCAAUUUAGUGAUAACGAGGAAGACAGUGAUGUGGCAUGUCAAGGUAACGAUAGUUUUGGCUCAGAAACAGCAAUUCACACUUUAAACAGCUACAAAUUUAAGGAAGACAGAAAAUACAAUCCCACAAUGUUUGAAGAUGAAGACCUUGUGCUGUUAGAAGGGGAACAAAACAUUAAUUGCAAAACAGCUCACGAUUCUUUAAUUGAAAAACACACUGUUCUUGAAAGCACCAACUCGGCAUUGAGCUCACCCACUCCAAAUCGUAUUUGUACAGUCAAUGUGGGCAUGGACGAGUAUAUUGAAGAGCCAAACUCGAGGAGGAUGUUCCACAAUUUCGAAGAAGACGAUGAAGAAACAACACAGUUUUGA